AUUAUUAUAUUAUUUACACGUGACAUUCAGAUGACCAUGACCAUGAGCAAUGGAACUCAAGAUUACAAAGUCUGAUAAUAAUGUCGUGCAACAUUACACGUGACUGUCGCCUUUAUAAGGCGGGACAUAAACGUACCCAGUUUAAUAUGCUCAAAAUGGGUUUCCGCUUCUCGUUCGUUUUAAUUUGGCUUGUUGUCCUGCUGAUCAAUGGAAUCAGAGCUGCGGUAAGUUCCUUAUUUAUACCCAAAAAUCAUAUUAAUAAUAUUAGCUUCCAGCGGAAAUGGGACUACGAACCCUUAUCAAUCACCUCCACCACUUCGGAUGAAAGUUUAAUAUUGUUUAAAAUGAAAAUCGUUCGCAUAAGACGCGGAGAAUACGGAAUUUCACCAAUGUCAAGUGGAACUUCGAUACUACUAACGAAACCAUGGUGGAUAGAGGCAUCAGCCUACCGAAGCAUUUCGGGAGAGGAUAAUGACUACAAGGUGCUCCCUUGGUCCCUCCCCAAGCAACCCUUCUACCAAUAUCUCAAUACCUACUAUAAGGAUGUGAUAAUGAAGAACUUUGCCCACUGCACCAAUAUUCCAGUAUUCAAGGACAAAUUCGAGCCACCGUGGCCAAAGAAGACUUACAUCGGUGAUAAAUGCGUUAUUGAUGGCGAUGGAUUGCCGGAAAUUGCACCGCCGGGGUACUAUAAAAUUGUAUUUGCGGGUAGCGGACCAGACCAGCCGUCAUGGAGCUUUGCUGCUGUUGUUAAACUAACAAUCAGAAUAUUUUAAAAAAACAUA
This is a messenger RNA of Drosophila takahashii, 785 nucleotides long. NCBI's taxonomy places the organism in Eukaryota, Metazoa, Arthropoda, Insecta, Diptera, Drosophilidae. The record is from RefSeq and is a predicted model, not a curated record.